CUCCUCUCAUUUUCUCUCACUAGUAAUCAAUAUAUACAUACACAUAUAUAUACACAGAUACAGGAUAGUUUUUUGUGAACCAAGUUUAUUCCAUUUGGUGAUUCUACUUAGAUCCCUUUAUUCUCAUUUUUCAUUCGGAUCUCUCUAUGUUCUUGUCCUUUUUGAUAGAGGAGUAUAAGAUAUAGAAAAAAUGAUGAUCAAUAGCCAUAAUCACGGUGAUUAUUCAGAAAAAAUGCAGGGAUGUCAAGAUUAUAUCCAUGCUUUACAAGAAGAACAUAAAAAGAUUCAAGUUUUUCGACGUGAACUUCCCCUUUGUCUUGAGCUUGUUACUCAAGCAAUUGAGGCAUGCAAGCAACAAUUAUCUGAUGGUCAAUCUGAGUGUUCUGAGCAAAUAUCCAGUGAAGGGCCAAUCUUGGAGGAAUUUAUUCCUGUAAAGAGAGUUUCAUCCAAUUCUGAUAACGAUGAAGAACAAUCCAAGAAGCCUAGUGAUAAAAAUAGCAAGAAUAAUAAUGAGAAAUUUUCCAAAAAAUCAGAUUGGCUUAGAUCUGUCGGGCUUUGGAAUCAAACCCCAGAUCCAAACCCAAAAGAGGAUUUACCCAAAAAGGAUAGUUCUGGUGCAUUUCAUCCAUUCAAGAAAGAAGGGAAAAGUGUUGGUACUGGAAGUACUACUGCACAAGAGGUAAUGAAUAGGUCAGUAGCGGUAGCGGAGGCGGCUGCGGAGAAACGUGGUGGCGGUGGCGGUGGUGGUGGAAAUAAGAAAGAACGACAAGGUGAAAGAAAGUCAAGGAGAACAUGGUCAGCUGAGCUGCAUAAAAGAUUUUUGCAAGCCCUUGAACAACUGGGUGGUUCGCAUGUUGCUACACCAAAACAAAUUAGGGAGUUCAUGAAGGUUGAUGGACUCACCAAUGAUGAAGUUAAAAGUCAUUUACAGAAAUAUCGAUUGCAUACAAGAAGAUCACCGAAUCACCCUAUACACAAUAACAAUAAUCAACAGCCAUCCCAGUUUGUUGUAGUAGGAGGAAUAUGGGUUCCACCACCGGAAUGUGCUACAAUGGCUACAACCACCGCAUUGGGGGAGGCAUCUGGUGUUUCUGCCACGUCUAAUAGAAUCUACGCACCUAUUGCUAAACUACCACCACCCUUCUCGAGAACAUCAACGCCCCCAAAGCAAAAGCAUCAACAUAAACAAGUUCAUUAUAAUGACUUAGGUGGCCAUAGUGAAGAGGGAGAUGUCCAAUCUCAUUCCCCCAUUGCUUCAUCCUCUAUUGGCACUACCAAUACCUCGUUGACUCACUGAUUUUCCUGUAAAAUGUGUAAUUUUUGUAACGACUAAUCUUAUAGUCUUGAUGUACUCUGGAGAGAGAGAGAGAGAGAGAAAGAGAGAGAUUUUGGUCCCUUUUCUUUGUUAAUUUUCAACAAUAUUUCAGUGUUUAUUUUGAUGUUGCAUAUUCCGCAACUUAAAAGUA
Molecule: messenger RNA, 1466 nt
Organism: Olea europaea var. sylvestris
Lineage: Eukaryota; Viridiplantae; Streptophyta; Magnoliopsida; Lamiales; Oleaceae
Product: transcription factor HHO3-like
Exons: 5
Coding region: 191-1297 (368 amino acids)
Biological process (GO): regulation of DNA-templated transcription
Molecular function (GO): DNA-binding transcription factor activity; DNA binding
Source: RefSeq, a predicted model, not a curated record